GCAUGACUGUGCGGAGACAUGCUUCCUCGCUUGUCGCUCCGCCGAGGCUUGCCUUGCGACCUCUCCAGGGCUUGGAAGCCGAUCCUGCGAGCGCCGCAUCUGGUCGCCUUGACACAUGCGCAGAAUCCUCCUAGCGUUUGAAACGCUGAAGCGACUUCCCGGACGAGAACAGGAACAGUUGCGGAGGCAAGUUUGUCGAAGUGGUACACCGGUACUCGACCUUCGCUACCAAGGCCCGCACACACAUUUGGGCAUGCUCCUGAAGCAGAGAGGGCGCGUUAUAUCAGUAGCGUGUGUCAGCACCUCGAGCACUUUGCCCCCAGAGAUCUGCUCGAGGUCGCCGCUCAUUAGGGGCACUGCAUCCGUUAACGCGCCUAUAGUACCAAUGAUAUCGUUCAGCUAGUCUGACCGCGUAAAGACGGCCAUGAGAAUACAAAGCUUUUCGUGCGC
Paraphaeosphaeria sporulosa is the source of this 450-nucleotide messenger RNA. RefSeq lists its product as uncharacterized. The coding region runs from base 116 to 403 and encodes 95 amino acids. The transcript is spliced from 2 exons. The record is from RefSeq and is a predicted model, not a curated record. Lineage: Eukaryota; Fungi; Ascomycota; Dothideomycetes; Pleosporales; Didymosphaeriaceae.